CGUAAGAUUACAUCUAAUCACAUUUCUUAAGUCAUUCAGAUCCUAAAGUAAAGCAACCGUAAAAGAACAAAAACAACAACAAAAUGUUACCAUAAAUCCCCAUUCAAUUUUGUUGUUUUUCACCCAUCAGUUCAAAUUCCGGGACCAGAAAGCAACAUUUUGCGGCCAUUAAUGCAGAAAUAGGCUCUUCAUGUGUUUGAGCAAGUUUCAGUAAUCAUUUCUUCCUCCUCUUCACGCUAUAUAUGAAACUCACCAUGCUUUUUCCAACACCCUCCAAUUUCUGGGUUGGUUAAAAACCCAAUGGACGUAAAUUUCGCCCACCAAGAACAAGAGAGAGUGCCAAUUCGAUUUCGAAACCACUCGCUCAAGCUUUGUCUUCCUAAUUUGGUGAACCACGAUUGUUCGAACCCAUUCUCCAUUUUGCGCCGCUGGGUUUGGAAAUCUGCUCGAAAGGUGUUCCCAAGCGGGUUCUGCUGCAGAGGGCUCGAAUACAAGGGAAUGGUGGUGAAUAACUCCACGUUUUGUUCUUCCCCAGCGUUUCUGGAAGAAGUUGCGAUGGAGAUUCGGGUUGAGGACAAAGAAGGGAAGGAAGAGAAAUGUGAUAUGUUUGGUAAUGCCCAUAAGGUGUUUGAUGAAAAGCGUGGGGAUGGGGAAAGCGCUUCUAGUUCUAGUUCUGAUUUGUUGACAUCUGAGGCAACGGGGAGUCAUGAUGAAGAGUCAUCUUCAUCAACUUUAAUGGGCUGGCCUCUUAAUCAGACGGUUGGUGAAGAGGGUGGCGGUGAUAAACUCCAUUUUGACGACAGGGAGCUGGAGAGAGAAGCAUCAUCAGUGUCAGAGAUGGAGAUAAUGGAGAGGUUUUCAAAGCUGCUGCUGGGUGAAGACAUGUCAGGCUGUGGAAAUGGAGUCUCUACUGCUUUGGCUAUUUCUAAUGCCAUUACCAAUCUUUGCGCCACUCUGUUUGGGCAAUUAUGGAGAUUAGAACCGUUGGCUGCAGAGAGAAAAGGCAUGUGGCGAAGGGAGAUGGAAUGGUUACUGUGUGUUAGCAAUCACAUCGUCGAGCUGAUUCCCGUUUGGCAGACAUUCCCAGAUGGAAGCAAACUUGAGGUUCAAUUCAAAAUAUCCAAAUAUCUUUUUACCAAAUUCCUCUCUCUACAACUUUUCUUUAUCUUCUUUCUUUUGGCUGAUCAGAUAAUGACUUGCCGGCCCCGUUCAGAUCUUUACGCCAACCUCCCAGCCCUCCGUAAAUUAGACCACAUGCUGCUCGAUAUAUUGGACAGUUUUGUUGAUUCGGAGUUCUGGUACGUUGAUCAAGGGAUUCUCGCCGCAGAGGCCGAUGGGUCCUCUUUCCGUAAGCUUCUGGAGCGCCAAGAAGACAAGUGGUGGCUUCCGGUCCCUCGAGUCCCCAGUGGAGGCCUUUCUGAAGCUUCGAGAAGGCAGCUGCAGCACAAGCGCGACUGCACCAACCAAAUUCUCAAAGCCGCCAUGGCUAUCAACUCUGUUACUCUGGCUGACAUGGAUGUCCCUGAUUCUUAUCUUGAGGCCCUUCCAAAGAAUGGAAGAGCGAGCUUGGGAGAAGGGAUUUACAGGCACAUAUCGUCAGAUGAAUUUUCCCCUGUUUGCUUACUGGAAUGUCUAGACAUGUCCUCGGAGCACCAAGCCAUAGAGAUAGCCAACCGAGUUGAGGCCGCUAUGUAUGCAUGGCGCAAAGGAAUGGGCUCAAAACCAACCAAUAAUUCAUUGCGUUCGAGCGCAAAGUCGUCGUGGGAAAUGCUGAAGGAGCUGGUGAUUGAUGCAGACAAAAGCGAGCUGUUUGCAGAAAGAGCAGAAUCUGUACUAUACUGCCUCAAGCAACAGUUCCCAAAUCUCCCUCAAACAAACCUUGACAUGAGCAAAAUCCAGCACAACAAGGAUGUGGGCAAGGCUAUUUUGGAGAGCUACUCGAGAGUGUUGGAGAGCUUGGCGUUUAACAUCGUAGCCCGUAUUGACGAUCUGCUUUAUGUGGAUGAUUUGGCGAAGCAUUCAGAUGAAAUUCCAAGGAUUUCCCAAUUGGGAAUCGUUGCUCAUAAUACCAGUAAUCGGAUCCAAUUCUCGGUGCCAUUUUCCAGCUCCCCUUAUACCACAACAUUUACAAAGCCCAGCUUCUCGCCGAUUCCGAUCAUCAGCCAAACUCCGCAUCGUGGUAUUGGCGUAAACAAUGAGUCAAUAGACAAUGUAGCGUCCAUGAAGGGAUGUGGUAAUUUCAUUGAAAAGUUGGAUUUAGUAGCUGAAAUAGCUGAAGAUGAAGGAUCAGAAAGAUCUAAAUUUGGCAAAACCCAAGAUUUUAGUAAAUGCGGAGACAGCAUAAUGAACUGACCAUACAUGGUUCCCCGAUAAGAUUAAAUCUCUAAGUUUGGUCGUCGGAGUUACAGGUACAAAUUAAUCUUUAAUUGUAUACAAAGGUCAAAGGGAAGCUAUAUUUUUCCCUUGUGUAAAUUUGUCUUGUGUGGCCUGGAGUGGUAGAACUUAAGAGGCUGUAUAUUUUGUAUAUUAUGAAUUUACAUGUUUAAUCAACAAGUCGUUGUAGUAUAGUGGUAAGUAUUCCCGCCUGUCACGCGGGUGACCCGGGUUCGAUCCCCGGCAACGGCGUAUUUGUACAAUUUUUAAU
Messenger RNA from Momordica charantia (bitter melon), 2644 nucleotides. Its product is annotated as rop guanine nucleotide exchange factor 7. Lineage: Eukaryota; Viridiplantae; Streptophyta; Magnoliopsida; Cucurbitales; Cucurbitaceae. The record is from RefSeq and is a predicted model, not a curated record. Gene Ontology annotation, molecular function: guanyl-nucleotide exchange factor activity.